This is a messenger RNA of Arxiozyma heterogenica, 735 nucleotides long. RefSeq names its product Dat1p (gene DAT1). The record is from RefSeq and is a predicted model, not a curated record. The transcript has a single exon. NCBI's taxonomy places the organism in Eukaryota, Fungi, Ascomycota, Saccharomycetes, Saccharomycetales, Saccharomycetaceae. Bases 1 to 735 code for a protein of 244 amino acids.
AUGGCAAAGACAUUAGCUCAAGGUAGGAAACCAGGUAGUGGCAGGAAACCAGGUAAAGCUAAAACGUUAGCUCAAGGUCGGAAACCAGGUAGUGGUAGGAAAAAAAGACAACAACAGCAGCAGCAACAGAAUAAUAUUAUCAAUACAAUUGACCAUGCAGAUAACAAUAAUAAUAAUAUACUAACUCUGUCUCAAAAUCAGUUAAAUGUUAAUUCAAUAAGUUUGCAAUCUAAUGAACUUCCGACAAAUAAUGAUAAUCAUAAUAAUAAAACUGACGAUAGUGGUAUCAAUAAUAAUCUACAUGAAAAACUUGAUUCAAAUGCAAAUAAUCUAUCCACUAGAGAUAUGGUUGCAGCAGACGCUUUGAGAGAGCUGACUCAAAGCCCAUUAAGUUUAACAUCCAGUAAUGCCAAUAAUCAAAGCAGCCAUAAUAAUAAUAAUAAUCAUAUCAGCAGUACUAUGUCAAAUCCUGCAAUAAUUGAUAAUUUAAUGUUACCACCAUUAAAUGAAAUAAUAAGCUAUACAGAUUCCAUGAAUCCAACAGAUGCACAUGGUCAUCAUGACAAUGGUAAUUCAACACUACAAUAUAUAAACUCUAAUGAUUCGAUAGCAUCUCCUUUGAAUCAUUCUGAAGUCAGUACCAUAUCUUUCACAAAUAAACUUAAUAACAAUAAUGGUGAUAAUAAUUCAAGUCACACGUCUGCUUCUGUUUCAGCUCAAAAAAAUUCUGUAUAA